AUGAAGCUGCUGCAGAACUGCUGGAGCGAGCUGCUGGUCUUUGACCACAUUUUCCGCCAAGUGCAUUAUGGGAAGGAGCACAGCUUCCUGCUGGUGACAGGCCAGGAGGUAAAAGCACUAGUGUUUGCAGGUUCCACAAUGGCCAUUUUCAGAAAUACUGCCGCAAAAUGUUGUAGCAUGAAGUGCCACUGCUGCGGCUCAGGAUUAUGGCCACUUCCUUUCCUUUCCCCAUGCCCACCCCCCUUGUCUCAUCUCCCCCACCCCCAAAGGUUGGUCAGCCUUCUUGCCCACUGGGCUUCUGUUUUUGGGGAGUGUGUGUGGGCGUUCCCUCUACAUUCUUCCGCCCAAAAUCCCACCACCACCACCAAGCAUGGGUGGGACAGUUUUGGCUACAUAAACAACAGCACACAUGGAGAGCUGUUAUUGCUGUGGGUAUAUAAGAACGAUGAUUUGCCAGGAAUGUACAAAGUGUAAGAGGACACAGGUCCCCUGCCCCACGGGAGAGGGAGAUAGAGGCCGGAGUAAACAUGGGGGUAGGGAAGAGAAUCUGCAAGUACUCCAUUGCACAUAUUUAGACUUUGGGUUGCAGUUCUCUGAACACUUACUUGGGAGGAAGCCCUAUGGGAUGCUAAGGGACAUCACUUGUGAGUCAGCCUGCGUUGGAUUCCUGGCUAGUUAGACUUUGGUCGUUAUUGCUUAUCCUUCUGUGUAAAGCCAGCACCCAGAUAUAACCAUAUUUAUUGUAAUUUAGGCAACAACUGAGUCCAUUAACUGCUUUAAAGCCUUAACAGCUGAUUGCUCAAAAGUCUUUCUGAUGGAGGUUGUCCCCCACCGCCCAGCUCUUGAACCUCCUUGUUCCCCUGACAAGAUGGUACUUCUGGGGGUCCUGAGCCCUGUCCACCUCCCCUUUCUUCCAGGUGGACAUGUCGACCGUUGCCAUGCAGGCGGGAUCCAUCCUGAACAACUUGGUGCUGAGAGCGCAGGAACUGGUGCUUCACUUCCAUUCUCUCCAGGUGGACAGGCAGGAGUUUGUCUGCUUGAAGUUCCUCAUCCUCUUCAGCCUUG
Messenger RNA from Podarcis lilfordi (Lilford's wall lizard), 1065 nucleotides. The record is from the annotation of a GenBank genome assembly. Lineage: Eukaryota; Metazoa; Chordata; Lepidosauria; Squamata; Lacertidae.